AUGUUUAGUCAGAAAUAUUUGUCUAUAUUGUAUUUCAAUUGGAUAAUAUAUUCGUGCAAAUGUCAGUAUUUAGAGAAGUUUGUUGCCCCGAUACUGGACAAUCAAAACGCACCACUUGUUGCAAUAGUUGAUACAAGAAAUAUAAGUUCGCAUAUUGUCCGGUCUAUCGAAAUCCCAUUACGGGAGAUUAUAAAUUCAACUACACAAUGCAAAAUAAAAGAAGAACUAGAAAAAUAUGCUGUUUCCAGUCAGAGGAAUGUAAAUGGUCAGCUAGAAACCUUACAACACAAGAUUGACAAACAUAUUGAAGAUCUCAGUAACCAAUUCACGGUAGUUAACCAGGACAUUGUGUCAUUGAGAAAGGACACGGAAGAUACCAUUUCACAUGAAAUUCUUGAACAUAAGGAGGAUUUGACCAAGCUUGUAAAUACCCUGAAAUCGAAUCUCGAUAAAAAGAUGAAUAAUUUAAGUAGAAAUGUGGUUUUCGUGCAGUCAGAAGUACAAAAGAAGAUCGACAAACAUAUUAAAGAUAACCGGCACCAAUUUACUGUGCUUCAACAGGACGUUGCGACAUUAAGGAGAGAAAUGGAGGAAAAAAUAUCGCAUGAUAUUCUUGAAAACAUUACGAAUUUUACUAAAAUUGUCAAUACUGUGAACAAAAACCUAGUUGGAAAAGUGAAGAAUUUAACCAACAAUGUGGAAAUCAUGCAAUCUGAACUAGCAGAACAACUGGAACAGCAUUCAAUUAGAUUAGGGGGACACAGCUCAAGGCUAGACGACCUAAAUGCUAGUUUAAAUGCCAUAAAUUCAAGAGCUCAGCAACAGCAGAAAUCGGAUUUACUUGAAACACAAUUGGCAAAUGCUGAAGAGAUAAAUAACACACAACUGCAGGAAAAUGUUAAUUUAAAGAUUUUAACAGAACUAGCUCAGCUUCAUCAGAAAUUGGCAAAUAUUGAAAAGAGAAAUGAGGAAACGGAAUACCGAAACAAUUUAAAAUUUUCAGAUUUACAAAACCAGAUUUAUGACCUCCCGGAACAAGGUUUUUACGAAUAUGCAGCUAUUUUUACUGAGCCACUCAGUUACUCUGCUACAACACCAGUGUUGUAUAUUCAUGGACACGACGAUGGAAACGUAACAAUCAAAUAUAAUAGUUUCAAUAGUAACAUGUCAAUUACUAAAGGAAAAAAUGAAAUGAUCUUAAAGAAAGGAGUUUUCCUCAGAGAUGGAAUAGAAAAUAAAGGCAUACAUAUAACAUCAACAGUCCCUAUCACUGUUUAUGUUUUUCAGACACACAAACAUUCAUCUGAUGGAUAUGCAGCAAUUCCAAUCAAAUACAUGUCAACAGAAUAUAUAGUUUCAUCUUUUACUGUGUGGAAACAUAAUGAACGAUAUUACAAUAGUUUUUUUGGAAUUGUUUCAUUAAGCGAAUAUACAAAUGUAAAAGUUAAACUAAAAAUGAAGCAAGGGACAGUUCAAUUUAAUGGAAAAGAGUUUGGAAAUGGUAAAAUUAUAGAAAUAAGAAUGUCUGCCUUCCAAACAUUACAAUUAUCGCAUAAUUAUGAUAUUUCGGGAACGGCGGUUUCAUCAUCUAAACCAAUAGGCGUUGUUUCCGGGAAUAUAUGCAACCUAGUUGACAAUCAUGCUUGUAACCAUGCAACAGAAAUGAUAUUACCUAUUAAUCAGCUAGAUAAUGAGUUUAUUAUUCCUAUAAUCCAAACGCGACCAAAAAGUACCGUCCGAUUAUUAUCUCCAGGAAAAGGUCAAAUCAAAGUUCACCAUGAAGAUAGACAUUACGAAACUCAACUUAAUGAGGGGGAGUAUCAUGACCUUAUCCACAAUGACAUAUCAGUGGUUCAGUCAAUCGGCAAUCUUCUUGUGACAGUUUUUCCUCAUGAGGCUCACGGUUUUGAUUCAUACAUGAUGACGGUAUAUGGCAUUAAUCAAUACAAAUCUGAUUACAGUUUUAUUAUUCCGAGUAACUUUUCGAGUUUUGUAAGCAUUACCUUUUAUGGAGAUGACAUUCGUGGAUUCGAGAUCGACGGUAAUGGAAUGAAGGUUCAUAAAAAAUUUCAAAAGAUUGUUCAUGGUAAAAAGUAUAUUACAUUCAGUUAUAACAUAACGGAAGGAGCUCAUAGGAUCAAUAACUAUAUGGGAAUCAGGUUCGGAUUGUGGUUAUAUGGAAAUCGCUUUAAUGACGGAUAUGGUUAUCCUGCUGGAAUAGCUUUUCGUAGAAAUGAAGGUUAAAAGAACAUUUCCUAUACAUCCUAUCCAAUGUUGUUACCAAAGUUAUGUUAAUAAGAAUUUGUAAAUGUACUGCAUGUUUCUUAUAGUCAUAUUUAUGCAAAGGGGGACACCAAAGCAAUAGGACCUUCUAAAAUAAAUACACAUAUAAUAUUAAUUAUAUCAGUAUGAACACGGGAAACAUCACCCUGAAGCCAGACAAAACCCUUCUCAAAUAUUAAACGAUGAAUUCAUAUAUUAAACUCAUCAGAAAUACCAGGAUCAGGAUUACAAAUAAAUACGCAA
Mytilus trossulus (common blue mussel) is the source of this 2526-nucleotide messenger RNA. RefSeq lists its product as uncharacterized. NCBI's taxonomy places the organism in Eukaryota, Metazoa, Mollusca, Bivalvia, Mytilida, Mytilidae. The record is from RefSeq and is a predicted model, not a curated record. The coding region runs from base 1 to 2244 and encodes 747 amino acids. The transcript is spliced from 4 exons.